CGUGAUAUAUGCACCGCUAUGUCGCGCAAUACAACUGAAACUUUUAACGCAGCCUAGUAAUUAGCCGAGAAGGUUUAAAAGGCGAAGCCUGGAAUUCCCUGGGCGAUUCGCACUGAGAAGCAAAUGCCAAGAGUAGUGGUGGUUGCCGCUGUUCAAUCAGUCUGCGCGAGAGCUCUCGUCGGUUCAGCACCGCGUUCGGUGAACAGCAACUUAGUGAAGCACUGACAAAAGGUGGACGGUAACGUGCAACCAGUGGCGCUGGUUAGCAUAAAAUCUAACUUCAUUUCUUGCUUCCUCCACCUGGAUUUCAUGAGCCACAAGUUUGCGGUGAAGUGAGUUUUAACGCAGAGGGCUGGAGUCUCGCUGGAGUGGCUGAAGCUGAGAUGAAGCUCUGUACGGAGUAGGAAGGCAAACGGAGCGCUGCUGAUCGGUGUCUGUCUAGGCGGUCGUGUGGUGCGGUGCUGCCCGAAAACCCUCCAUUCAGAAGGAUGCUGUUGGGAAAUGCCUGGCGACAGAGAGGAUGAGAUUUGUUCAAAGGCACUCCAGCUCUUGUCGGAUCUCUGUUCUAGAGGAGAGGUGCAAAACGAGAACUGUCUGGACUUCAUAUAUUAUUUUCGGGAUCGCGCCAGACCCCGCUAUACAGAUUCAGAUGUCUCAGUGAGCUUGCUGUCUCUGGUUGUCACAGCCUGUGGUCUGGCUCUUUUUGGGGUGUCCCUUUUCGUCUCUUGGAAGCUCUGUUGGAUCCCAUGGCGUGAACGGGGUCUUAUUCCUGGGUGCAAAGACAAUCAAGGAGAUCAAUCCACUUACACAGAUGUGGAAAUCAACGACAAUGACUACAGUGAGGAUUAUGUGAAGGAGUCUACUACUGUUCCAGAGUCGGCCAUGAAGAUUAGUCACACCUCCCCUGACAUCCCACUGGAAGCUCAGACAGAAGUAAAAGAAAAUUGUAUCCACAAUGUCCGAAUGCACAGGCAGACCACAGAGCCAACUUCUUCUGUUAGGCAUAAUUCGAUAAGGAGACAACUAAAUCUUUCCAACCCAGAUUUUACGAUACAGCAGUUUCAGAAGCAGGAUUCUCUUACUGGGCUUGGACGGAUUAAACCUGAGCUGUAUAAGCAGAGAUCGGUAGACACAGAUGAUGGCAGAAGAAACAACAGCAAAACGUGUGGGAAGCUCAAUUUUAUCCUUAAAUAUGAUUGUGAUUUGGAACAGCUGAUUGUCAAAAUCCACAAAGCAGUUGAGCUGCCAGCCAAAGACUUCUCUGGAACCUCAGAUCCUUACGUCAAGAUUUAUUUGCUGCCAGACCGCAAAACCAAACAUCAGACUAAAGUGCACAGGAAAACCUUGAACCCUGUCUUUGAUGAAGUAUUUUUAUUUCCUGUGGCCUACAAUGAGCUCCCUACUCGAAAACUUCAUUUCAGUGUUUAUGACUUUGACCGAUUCUCUCGGCAUGACAUGAUUGGACAGGUGGUUGUGGAUAACUUUUUAGAUCUAGUGGAUUUUCCCAGGGAAACACAUCUCUGGCGAGAUAUCCAGCAUGUGACCACAGACAAUGUGGAUCUUGGGGACCUCAUGUUUUCUCUGUGUUAUCUUCCAACUGCUGGUAGACUGACUAUCACAAUAAUAAAGGCAAGAAAUCUAAAGGCCAUGGACAUAACUGGAGCAUCAGAUCCCUAUGUAAAGGUGUCCUUAAUGUGCGAAGGAAGAAGAUUAAAGAAAAGAAAGACUUCAACAAAGAGAAAUACUUUAAAUCCUGUCUACAAUGAAGCCAUAGUUUUUGAUGUUCCCCCUGAAAACAUUGACCAAGUUAGCCUUUUGAUAGCAGUGAUGGACUAUGACCGCGUAGGUCACAAUGAGGUUAUUGGAAUCACUCGAGUAGGGAACAGUGCCGAGAGCCUUGGACGUGACCACUGGAAUGAAAUGCUGACAUAUCCCAGAAAACCUAUAGCUCACUGGCACUCAUUGGUUGAGUGGGUAGGACAAGGAACAGGAACAGGAAGCCAAGGAGGAUCAUGCAAUUCUCUUAAAGCCCCUCCUUCACCCUAAGAGAGACCACAACAGACUGAGAGUUGCACAGCAAGGGAGUAAAAAUGAAGUUGGAUACUUUAAGAAUUGUGGGAAGAGCUUAUGAAUUGAUUAUAGUUGUAUGGUGACCAAUUGUGUAUGUUGAACAAAACUUGAAGACUUUUCUCUAUGCCUACAUGAGUUUCCUUUUUUGUUCAGUUGCAUGCUGAGUGUUUAUAAAUUUUAUACUCAGUUAUGAAACAGUAAAUAAACAGAAAACUUCCCAACUCCUCACAAAGCUAAAAUGUUGCAGGUAAUGUGAGAACAUUCAAAGUGCAUCUUAAAUAUCAGUAUUUUAUGUUUUAAAGACAUCUGUGUGUAGCACAUGUUAAAAAGCACUAAUUUUAUUUUUAAAUAGUGCAUGUUUUAGUGAAGUAUUCUAAUACAAAUUUUUUUUCCUGUUUCUGUUAUGAGAAUAAAAGGUGUGAAAUUGCAACUAAUAUUAACCUCUUAGCAAACUACUGUGAUUUAUUAUUUUUAGAUCUAUUGUAGCAUUUAAAAAGUCCUCUAAAUUCUUCUUAAUAAAUUUUUAUAUAUAAAAUGCAUUUGAGCUUCAAUUACAAAAGAAAGUAGACAAUGCCCGGACAAUUCACAUAUUCAUUUUCAAGACUUUUUGUUUUGGCGAUGAUCACAAGAUGAGCAGGGCAUUCCAGAUUUCUCUUUCACUAAGAAAAGAUUCAAAUUCUUCCCGGGGAUUCCAAGACAGCUGUAACGUAUAAUACCUUUAGCUUGACCUGGAUCUAUCAUGUGGUCUAUUCCCAGUGAAAUGUGCCAGGUAAGGAGGCACCUAGGAAGCAUCCUUAGCACAUACCAACACCAGCAUAAUCAGUUCUCAAGUGUUAUGCUUUGGAUUGCGUCUUCUACAGCGUGUGAUUUUCACAUUUUAAAUAUUCUCAGUAUAAAAGGUGGUUUGGUGUCAGGAUAUGACUCUUGGACUUUAGAUCUGUUAUUUGUGCUGAGACACUGAAUUUUUUAUAGCUCUUAUAAACUGAGUUCACCUGACAGCACACAAUGCCUUGUUAGUACAAAAAUAGCUUUGCUCUUGUUUCUUGAGGAUGUCCAGCCAGAGACUCCUUUGUGAUGAAGAGGCUUAUAGUCUAAUAAUGCAUGAUAUCGACUUUGAGGGCAAUUUAAGCACUGCAGGCACCUCCCAAGAUGUUCAAUAGGUUAUUCCUGUCAAUGGAAAGACACAUAAUCAGAGAUGUUGGAUGAACAGAAACUUGAAUGUAUGGCAUUUUUGAUUCAGAGGUUCUUUUGGAUUGCCAUGCUACUUGUCAUCUGAUAGACAGGAGGACCACCAAACUUUGGGAACUCUUAUUUUGACCACAUGUAAUAGUGAUAUUGCUCUAUCAGUCACUGCACUUACUUCAUGGUUGACAAUCGCAGCAUACAUCGGAAAAUAAAUAGCAAAUUUUAUGCAACCACAGAUUCUUAUGACUUUAUAGGUACCAAGUAGUUGUGCAAGUCUAAUUGGUAUCUCUAAUUGUGAAGAAGUCCAUAAAUUACUUAAAGACCUCUAAAGAGCAACUACAGGAAGCAACUCUGUUCUUUUCCAUUAAAGAACCAUGAACUUAUAUAUGGAGAUGCUGAAUCAUGCCCUGGAGAUCACAUUGAGAUAAUUCAAGAAGGAUAACAUUGUCUGCAAAACAAGAUGGACGCCACUAUCAAAACAACUGAGCUGUAUAGUUCAUAAAAACUACAAACAAGACAUAACCUUCAUGGAUUCCAAC
Erpetoichthys calabaricus (reedfish) is the source of this 3794-nucleotide messenger RNA. Its product is annotated as synaptotagmin-9-like. The record is from RefSeq and is a predicted model, not a curated record. The transcript has 7 exons. Bases 502 to 2046 code for a protein of 514 amino acids. NCBI's taxonomy places the organism in Eukaryota, Metazoa, Chordata, Cladistia, Polypteriformes, Polypteridae. Gene Ontology annotation, cellular component: dense core granule; membrane. Gene Ontology annotation, biological process: cellular response to calcium ion; calcium-ion regulated exocytosis; regulation of dopamine secretion. Gene Ontology annotation, molecular function: clathrin binding; calcium-dependent phospholipid binding; calcium ion binding.